Molecule: messenger RNA, 4395 nt
Organism: Melanotaenia boesemani (Boeseman's rainbowfish)
Lineage: Eukaryota; Metazoa; Chordata; Actinopteri; Atheriniformes; Melanotaeniidae
Product: protein-tyrosine kinase 2-beta-like
Exons: 30
Coding region: 349-3195 (948 amino acids)
Biological process (GO): signal complex assembly; protein phosphorylation
Cellular component (GO): cytoskeleton; focal adhesion
Molecular function (GO): ATP binding; protein tyrosine kinase activity
Source: RefSeq, a predicted model, not a curated record
UGAAAUAGAGGGUGACACAGCGGUUUCGUCAGUCGUGUUAGUUGUUCUAUAGCUGCUUUUCGACUUCCUUAUUCACUCUGUUAGUACCAUUUCCUCUUUAGGCAACUGAUAAUAUUUAGCGUGCUGCUUCAGAUGGGUCUUCUCUGUUGAUUUCAAGGAAACAAUACAAAUCUGCAUUUUACAAGAUGAUGUGAAGGCAGCCUGGUGCUGAGUUGUGUUCAGUUUUAAAAGUUGGUAGAACAUUUCUGAGCUUUUGCAAGGCUGGUUUUCUGUAUGACGGAGAAGGAAUGACCCGGUGACAGUCAAUACGUCUUCAUGCAGUAGUGUACGAGCUGUGUGUGUCUUGCCAUGUGUGAGAUGUCUGGUGACACCAAGACUCUGUACUGGAGGAGCAUGUCGUCCACCAGCCAGUCGGAGUCCUCGGAUAUGUCGCCCACAACGAAUGUCAGCAGGCAAAACAUCUACACAGUGAAAAUCAUCAAAGUGUGUUUCCUUAGCAACAGUUCCAACCUGGGAAAGAACUUCAAACUGGUCCGCUGUGAAGAGGGUUGGACAGUCAAGAAUGUCAUCAACACGGUGCUGUCCAGUGGCUGCGUUGGUCCAGACAUAAGACAUGGUCUCUGCUACGGCCUCCUCCUCAACCACCUCAAAUCUUCAGAGAUGCACUGGCUGCACCCGGAUCUGACUGUGGCUGAACUCACCCAACGCUACGAGCAGCAGCACCUUGAGGCUGAAUGGAGAUAUGACCUGAGGAUCAGAUACAUCCCGUCAGACUUCAUGGAAGCAUUCCAAGAUGACCGAACCACCAUGCUCUACUUUUACCAGCAGAUCCGAAGUGAUUACAUGCAACAAUAUGCCUCCAAAGUCAGUGAUGGAAUGGCUUUACAGCUUGGUUGUCUGGAAAUUAGGAGAUUCUACAAAGACAUGAAUCCGAAUGGAUUAGAGAAAAAGUCCAACUUUGAGUUGCUGGAAAAGGACGUGGGGCUAGAUCUGUUCUUUCCCAAAGAGCUUAUAGACAGCAUGAAGCCCAAGCAGCUGCGUCGGCUGAUCCAGCAGACGUUCCAGGGCUACUCCACUUUGGGGCAGGACCAGUGCAUGGUCAAGUUCUUCACCACUCUUUCUCAGUGCUACAGCAUCACACAGGAGAGAUACGCCUGCCAAAUGGUGCAUGGCUGGAAUCUCGCCAUAGACUUGGUCAUCGGUGCUGAUGGAAUCAGUCAACAAACUGAUAACUCAACACCCAUCUGUCUGGCUAAGUUCUCUCAGGUGCAAAGUAUCUCCAGCACUGUGGAAAGCAACGGUCGAGCCCUUCUCACGAUGGACAUAGAAGGAGCCAAAGAGCCACUCUCAGUGAAUACUUCUUCUCUGGCUGUAGCGGAAAACAUGGCCGACCUGAUUGAUGGCUACUGUCGACUGACAGGAAGUGCCAAGAGUUCGCUCAUUAUCAGGCCCAACAAAGGAAGAGACACAAGGACGAAACUUCCUGACAUCCCAAAAUCUGUUGCUCCCCGUGGUUCUGUUAGAGGUUCAAGUUCUGAUAUCUAUGCUGAGAUUCCAGAGAGGACUGAAGACUAUACUGAUAAACACAGGAUCUCCAGAAAUGAUGUUGUUGUGGGUCGAAUCCUGGGGGAGGGAUUCUUCGGAGAGGUUCACGAGGGAGUUUAUAAAAGCCCAAGCGGGGAAAGGAUCCACGUGGCCAUCAAAACCUGUAAGGAAUGCUCAGCUGAUGUAAAAGAGAAGUUUCUCAGUGAGGCUGGUCUGAUGAAGCAUCUCGAUCAUCCUCACAUUGUGCGUCUUAUCGGAGUCAUUGAAGUGGAUCCGGUCUGGAUUGUAAUGGAGCUCUAUGAACAUGGAGAGCUGGGAAAAUAUCUUGUGGAGCAGCAGUACAUCCUGUCUGCAGCAACAUUAACACUGUACUGUUUACAACUCUGCAAGGCCUUGGCUUACCUGGAGGGACUGAGCAUGGUGCACAGAGAUAUAGCUGUGAGAAACGUCCUGGUGGCAUCUCCAGAAUGUGUUAAACUUGGCGACUUUGGCCUGUCUCGCUACAUUGAUGAGGAAGAGUAUUAUAAAGCCUCAUUGACUCGAUUGCCAAUCAAAUGGAUGGCACCAGAAUCCAUCAACUUUAGACGUUUCACCUCGGCCAGUGAUGUCUGGAUGUUUGGUGUGUGUGUGUGGGAGAUCUUCUCAUUAGCCCAGCAGCCAUUCUUUUGGCUGGAGAACGGACAGGUGAUCAACCAGCUGGAGUCUGGAAUCCGUCUCCACAAACCACAACUUUGCCCUCCCAUCAUCUACAGCCUGCUGACCCGCUGCUGGACUUACGAGCCGCAUGGCCGGCCCACCUUCAGCCAGCUCGUCUGCUCCUUCAGUGAUAUCCACAGGACAGAGGUGGAGGUGGAGACUGGUGCAAAGCGAGACAGACUCCCUUCAAUCUCAUCCAUUGAUACCUGCUUAACAGAUCCUCCACCCAAGCCAUGCAGAUUACAAGGAAAAACCCUUCCUCGGGUCACACACAAAAAGGCAACAGACAGAGAUAGUAGGCAAGUGUGGGAGAAAGAAAAAAUGGAAGACGUAUUACAAAGACAAAGAAGAGAGAUGCUGAUGGAUAAACAGUGGCUGGAGCAGGAGGAGAGACAGCUGGACCCUUUUGUGCAACUGGACACACAAAAAAAGCCUACUGAAAAAACCCCAGAAAAUGGUCCUCCAAAGAAACCUCCAAUGCCUUCCUCAGUUGCGCAGUCCCGACCCACCGCUGAGAUGGACCGCUCAGGCGAUGAGGUGUACACGGGCGUCAUGGCGAUGGUGAAGCAGGUUGUUCAGCUGAAGAAUGACGUCAACACACUGCCUCCUUCUGAGUAUCCCAACGCUGUCAAGGCAGUGGGUGUCACUCUCCGCAACCUGAUUCAAAGUGUAGAUGAGAUCCUGCCCUCUCUGCACAACUCUGUCACCACAGAGAUCGAGGGGACCAAAAAGUUGCUGAACAAGGAUUUGGGCGAGCUGAUCAACAAGAUGCGACUGGCCCAGCAGAACUCAAUAACAUCACUGAAAGAAGAGUGUCAGCGGCAGAUGCUGGCAGCCGCCCACACUCUGGCGCUCGACUCCAAAAACCUGCUGGAUGCCGUGGAUCAGGCUCGAGUCAGGGCCAACCUGGCCAAGCCCAAACCUGACUCACAAGAUGAGGAUCUGAGAGAAUGAAGAAAAUAAGGCAUGAAAUAGGAGUUUGUUUCUUUGUGACAUGCUGAGGUUGUUCUGCUUCUGCUCUGGAAACCGUUUUACGUUUGUGAACAAAUGACUCAUGUUAAGUCACAACGAACAAAAACUUGACUUUAGGCCAUACAAGUAAUAUUUUUUUAUACUGUUUAUUCUUUAUUUUUAUUAUCAUGCAGUCUCAUAAUUUGCACCUUCUAUUUUCUUAUUUGUCUGUCCUAAAAUAUGCCUUUAUUAUAAAUGCAUUUAAGCUCCUUUUGAAGUCUAAUUUCUGCAGGCAGAAUCCUGAGUGCCAUCAUUCAUGAAUAUUGUUAACUGAAAACUAUUAAAAAAAAUUUUUUGAAACUUUCAUUUAUAUAUAACAAACUUUUUAUAUAUAGAGAGAGAGAGAGUAAGAGAGAGAGAACUAUAAAUCAACACAAGACUGUGAAUCUGGUGAUAUGCAAACAUUAGUCUGUCUUACAAAGCAUGAUCUUACAUCUUUUUACAGUAAAAAUGGAUCAAUGUGAACAUUCUGCUCUCCACAGAGCAGACUGUUUCAUUUUAUGUCAUCUAUCAGUCUGGCUUUUAAAGUGUCCAAUCCACAGAGAAAGUUCUACUGUCUGUGACAAACGAAGACAGCUAGAGCAACAACACGGUACUUAAUUCUCAUGCUGCCAAACCACUCUGUAGCUUUUGACACUGUAAAAUGCGACAUCCUGUAUCUGUACCUUUUCGAGAUAGGCAUUCUUGGUAUAGCACAUCCCUAGUUUAAUCUUUUUGGAGAAAAUCAAAAGUGGAGCAAAGUAUCACAUGGUUGCAGAUUUGAGAUCUGGUGACUGUGGAGGCCGUUGGAGUCCAGUGAACUCAUUGUGUUCAUGAAGGAAGUUGGAGAUGACAUGGUCUUUGUGACAUGGUGCAUUAUCCUGCUGGAAGUUGCCAUCAGAAGAAAGAAAAUAUCCUCCACAACAUUACACCAGCUGCAGCUUGGACCAUUGAUAUGGGGCAGGAUGGAUCCGUGUUUUCAUGUUAUUUCCACCUAAUUCUGAGCCCACCCUCUUAAUGUAGCAGCUGAAUUGGAGACUCAUUAGACCAGAUGUUUUUCCAUCUUCUAUUGUCCAGCGGUGGUGAGUCUGUGUGAAUUGUAGCCUCAGUUUCCUGUUCUUAGCUGACAGGAGGAACCCGGUGUGUCGUCUGCUGCUGUAGCCC